This is a messenger RNA of Rotaria sordida, 455 nucleotides long. The record is from the annotation of a GenBank genome assembly. Lineage: Eukaryota; Metazoa; Rotifera; Eurotatoria; Philodinida; Philodinidae.
AAUUCAUUUCUUUUUAUCUUAAGAAUCGACCAUUACCUUCAUUUAAAUGGACAAAAACAUCAAAUAAUACACAUGGUUAUAUUCGUGCUGUAGUUGAUUUUAGUGUUGGUCCUAAACCAAUCAAUGUUCUUGGUUAUCAUGCUCGUACACUCAAUAAUAAACGACGUGAUUUUCGUCUCGUCAUUGCUGAUCCAAAUCAUCCAGGCAAAGUUAUGGCAAAUCCUGUUAUUUGGCUCAAAAAUGAUGUUGUAAUCGAGGCACAAACUCCUACAACCACUGUGUAUUCAGUAACUAUUGCAAAUCCAUUGAGUGGUUGGGAAGCUUUCUUUAUUCAAGCAAAUUUUCCUGGUCCAGAUGGUACAGCACUUGAACUUACAACAGAAACACAAAUUAUUCCGGAUACAUAUCCAACUAGUGAUUGUCAUGGUGCUGAUUGUAAGGGCACACUUGUUUGA